AUGGAAUCUGUCCUAGAAAAGAGGCAUGGCAGUACCCAUUUGGCCAACAUUCAGUAUGGGUACUAUGUUCUAGGUAUUUCAGUACUGUAUUUGGUUUUCCUGAUGCUAAUGCGGAGGGUUCUCUCGAGCAGACCGACGAAGAGUUCUGAUUCAAGGUUGAAGAAAAUUCUAAAUCUAGCUUUACCUCAUCAACCCGCCCUCCAUCUUUGCAUUAUUUGGAUAUUUCUACUCAUCCCGUUCUAUCGUCAUUAUUCCUUGAUACAAAAUGCUACAGUUUACAUAAAGCGGUUGGGCCGUUUAAGCUAUGUUCUACUCACUUUGAACUUAAUCCUCAAUUUGAGACCUAAUUGGCUGAUGUAUCCGAAUUAUACGUAUACCGAUUUUAUUCCAUUACAUAAAUGGUUAUCCCGUACAAUUGUUAUGGCCGCUGUAGUACAUGGUAUUCUAUUUAUUGUUUGGUGGGGAGUAAAUGAAGACAGAACAAUUUCGUCUCAAUUAUCCAAACCCAAAAAUGCUGUGGGAUUAGCCUUGAUGUGCGAAGUUGUCUUACUCAUUCUCUUCUCCCUAAAACCCGUCAGAAGGAUCAAUUACAACUUAUUUUAUGUGAUGCAUAACAUCUUCACUCUAAGUCUGAUUGUCCUUACAGCCAUUCAUGCCAGACCAGGGGUUGCUGCUCCUUACCUGAUCAUAAAUGCGAUUAUACUGGGAAUCCAUGCAUUCUCGAGGACUUUUUUCGCUAGAUCUAUUGACGUGCUGGAGAAAAUAGCAGAUUAUAGAAAUACCAAUCUGGUCACAGUUCAACUACCUCGAUCUGCACUCCCAGAGACCUUUGAGCCUGGUUGUCAUAUAAGGAUCAGUCCAUAUCGCCGAAUUAACCCGCUAUACUGGCUGUUGCCAUCACAUCCUUUUACUGUGGCUUCUCUUCUCUCAGAUCAAAGAGUAGAUUUGAUUAUAGCUGAGAAUAGACAUCCAAGAUCAUUCAGGCUAGAGUUGGGUUCUGGCUACACAGUCAUUAAUCACUACAAUCCUGCAGUUCCUCAAUCAUGUUUACUAGGCGCAAAACGGGUUAGCAUUGUUUGCGGCGGUAGUGGCAUUUCAUUUGGAUUGCCUCUAUACCGGUAUUUCAAAGAAAUUCACCCAGUUGAGUAUCUACAUUUAAUUUGGCUCGUAAGAGAUAAGCAUCAGCUUAAGAUACUUGAAGAUUCCCUUAGGGAUUCGUCUUUUGAUGGUAGCUCGGAGUUUCACAUAUUUAUUACGAGAAAUCCAGACAGCAUGGAGCAAGAGCAACAAGAAGAAGAAUUGCCAGAUCUUGAGUUUGAGCUAGAAUCUCUGAAUCCAGAGCAGCUGGAUGAAAAUGGGGCCAUCAAUAGCAGUGCCACCCUUUCUGCAGGCUUGAAAAUAAAAGCUGCCUCUAUCAACAUGGGAAGAAGAAUAAACUGGGCCACAGACUUAUCACAAUUUGUAGAUAACUCUCACUUGGAUAGUACUUGGCUGUUAACAUGUGGCCCUGAAACCUUGAUAGAAUCUGGACGACAGUAUGCCGCUGAUAAUAGUAUCAACUUUGCCUCAGAAAUCUACGCUUUAUAA
This is a messenger RNA of Torulaspora delbrueckii, 1587 nucleotides long. RefSeq names its product putative metalloreductase (gene AIM14). Bases 1 to 1587 code for a protein of 528 amino acids. Lineage: Eukaryota; Fungi; Ascomycota; Saccharomycetes; Saccharomycetales; Saccharomycetaceae. Gene Ontology annotation, cellular component: plasma membrane. Gene Ontology annotation, molecular function: ferric-chelate reductase activity. The record is from RefSeq and is a predicted model, not a curated record. The transcript has a single exon. Gene Ontology annotation, biological process: iron ion transport; copper ion import; intracellular iron ion homeostasis.